CGCCUGAACUUCAAACAUCACCUUCCACUAAUACAAUGAUCGGAAAAAGAAGUCUCCUUAAUCCAACGGUUGAUGUUCCACCUUGGUCAUACACAGAUCAUGAUCAAACGGCUAAUAACAUGCACUUCAUGUUAAGCCCCAGUACAAAUUCCAAUUCUACCCCUAACUUCAACAACUUCACUGAUCAAGAAGAUAAUUAUUCUAUGUUUCAUGUUGAUGAAUUUGAUGAUAUUGAACUUCCAGUGGACGUGUAUGCAUGUGAUAAUUUCAGGAUGUAUGAGUUUAAAGUCAAGAAAUGUGCACGUGGCAGGUCACACGAUUGGACUGAAUGUCCCUUUGUUCAUCCUGGUGAGAAAGCUAGAAGAAGAGACCCACGUAAGUAUCACUAUUCAGGUACUGCAUGUCCUGAUUUUCGUAAAGGUAAUUGUAACAGAGGCGAUGGUUGCGAGUUUGCUCAUGGUGUGUUCGAGUGCUGGUUGCACCCCUGUCGUUACAGGACACAGCCUUGUAAGGAUGGUGGCAGCUGUAAGAGGAGGGUUUGUUUCUUUGCUCACUCACCCGAACAGCUCCGGGUACUGAGUCCGGGUUCGGGUCCCGACCCGUUUCCGUAUGCACAAACUUCGCAUUUUGUUUCAUCACCUGAGUCGAGUUCGCCGCCAUCGGAGCCUGUGUCUCCGAUGACAGCGAACUCGUUGAGUCGUUCACUGGGUUCGAACUCGAACUCAGUGAACGAGGUAAUGGCUUCGCUACGUCAAUUGCAGCUAAACAGGCUGAAUUCCAUGCCUAAUUCAUCAUGGAAUGGUGUACAAAUGGGUUCUCCAAGACUCGGGUCGCCUAGGCGGGUCGUGACCCGACCCGGUUUUAUGAGCUUGCCUGCAACUCCUAUUGGGGAUCCGACCCGACCCAGGAACAGAUGUUUCGAUUUGUGGGAAGAGGAACCUGUUAUGGAGAGAGUUGAAUCAGGGAGGGGUUUAAGGGUUAAAAUGUUUGAGAAGUUGAGCAAGGAGAAUCCACUUGAUGGGGUUGACCCGGAUCCGAAAAUGAACCCGAAUUCAGGUGGGUCAAACCCGGAUGUUGGUUGGGUUUCGGAUCUGAUCCAGUAAAAAAAUCAAGAAUCAUAUGAUUAUGUUGAUUGCAGCUUCAGUAAUGGUGGGCCUUUUUUUGCUUCCUCUAUUUUUGCUUGCUUAAUUAACUUCAGAUUUUUGGGUACUUAAUCAUAUACUAAUCUGUUGUGGAAGCGAUAAAUCGAAGGAUAUUUUAUGUAUGUGUGUAUAUAUGUAUAGAGAGAGUAAGAAUUUAGUGGUAGCAGAUAUGGUAAAUUAUGUUUGGUUGUAAAGGGAAAAUGAAGAUUAGGAUCUCUCUUUGAGGAAGGAAUUUUAGGCAGCCAGAAGGAUUUUUAAUAUUAUUUUAUAAAUAUUUAGCCAAAAAUGGCCAAGUGAAGAUGGGGAUCUAAGUGAUGUUUUGAUAUUUUUGAAGAAUUGUAAUCCUUCUAAUGUAUUGUUUGUAUGUAUGUACAUUUAUAAUAUUUGGUAUAUAUUUCUAUUA
Molecule: messenger RNA, 1545 nt
Organism: Lycium ferocissimum
Lineage: Eukaryota; Viridiplantae; Streptophyta; Magnoliopsida; Solanales; Solanaceae
Product: zinc finger CCCH domain-containing protein 20-like
Exons: 1
Coding region: 36-1103 (355 amino acids)
Molecular function (GO): metal ion binding
Source: RefSeq, a predicted model, not a curated record